AUGUGGAGAAACCCUUGUAUUGUUGAGAAGCGAGGUGGAGGUAGACACUAUAUUAAUGAAAAGCGAGGUGGAGAGAACUCCAGUAUUGGUAAGAAGCGAGGUGGAGAAAUCCCCUGUAUUGGUGAGAAGCGAGGUAGAGAAACCCCAUGUAUUGGUGAGAGGCAUGAUGGAGAGACCUCCUGUAUUGGCGAGAAUCGAGGUAGAGGGGUACCCAGUUUAUUGGUGAGAGGCGAGGUGGAGAAAUCCCCUGUAUUCGUGAGAGGCGAGGUGAAGAAAUCCCCUGUAUUGGUGAAAAGCGAGGAGGAGAGGUCCCCUGUAUUGAGGCAAGGUGGAGAGACCCCCUGUAUUGGCGAGAAGCGAGGUGGAGAGACCUCCAGUAUUGGUGAGAGGCAAGGUGGAGAGACCCCCUGUAUUGGUGAGAGGCAAGGUGGAGAGAUCUCCUGUAUUGGUGUGAAGCAAGGUGGAAAAUACCCCUGUAUUGGUGAGAGGCGAGGUGGAGAGACACCCUGUAUUGGUGAGAAGCGAGAUGGAGAGACCUCCUGUACUAGUGAGAAGCGAGGUGGAGGGAAACCUUGUAUUGGUGAAAAUCGAGAUGGAGAGACCUCCUGUAUUGGUGAGAAGCGAGAUGGAGAGACCUCCUGUACUGGUGAGAAGCGAGGUGGAGGGAAACCCUGUAUUGGUGAAAUGCGAGGUGGAGACAAAACCUGUAUUGAUGAGAAGCGAGAUGGAGAGACCUCCUGUAUUGGUGAGAAGUGA
This is a messenger RNA of Mya arenaria, 756 nucleotides long. Its product is annotated as paralemmin-3-like. The coding region runs from base 1 to 756 and encodes 251 amino acids. Lineage: Eukaryota; Metazoa; Mollusca; Bivalvia; Myida; Myidae. The record is from RefSeq and is a predicted model, not a curated record. The transcript has 2 exons.